CGACUGCCCAUCGACAUUCACCGUGUGGCUUCACGCACACAUCUUACAAUUUCGCAUUUGACGAUCUUCUUUGCUUGGAGAGAGUUCGCUUCCGACGACGCUCGUUCUAUUUUACUGCUUGACUGCACUCCUCUGAAGACUAAUAGGUGGAGCGUCGUCUUCUGCAAUAAAGGGAAAUGAUAAACAAUGCAAUUAAUUAUUGACUCUGAGCCCGCUCUAGCCCUAGAAAAAGAUAUGUCUGCGAUUGAAGAUAUUGGGAAAGUUGGUAAUGGAAAUAUUGAGCAACUUUGUGAGAAGAACUGCAACGGAAACAAAGAAAAUAUUGGUGAGGGUAACACAAAUACAAACGAUCAGAUUAACAAACAAAAUAAUGAUACGGAUGUUGAGCCCGAGGCACAAAUUGAAAUAAAAUCGUUUAAUACUGAACUGGAAAAUGGUAAUGGGCUCAAAUGUAAAGAAACUAAAAGUAACUCUGCAUUAAAUGACCAGGAAACAAAAGAAUCUCAAAGCAACAAUUGUAAUGGAAAAAGUGAGAGCAGCAUUGUCAGUACUGAGGAAUCAAUAAAGAAAAACCAGGAAGUAAUUGACUGUGAAAGUGAUGUAAGUAAAGUAAACAAUACAGACCAAAAUAAUGAUUCUGCUGAAGAAUUAACGAUUAUUAAUAAUGAAACAUCAACUGUGAUAGAACAAACAAUUAGUGAGGAAUUAGCAUCUGCUAAUAGUAUUGAAAAAACAAUUGAUAAUAUUAAAGCAGCAACUAAUAAUAUUGAAAUGGCAACUGACAAUGUUGAAGUAGCAAGUGACACAACAGAAGGUACUGAAGCAGUUACUAACACGAUAAAUGUAAAUAAAUCUGAAUCUGAUACAGAUAAAACAGUAGAUACAGAAGUACCAUUAUCUAGUCCCAAAGAUGAUGUUGAAGUCAUUGAAGAAAGUGCAGAAUCUGAAAAUGCCAAUAAAAGUAACGAAAAACUGGAAUUGCCAGAAAAUGACAAAAAAGAUGAUGAAAGCACAAUGACGGUGGAUAUAACAGAUGCAGAACCCAUUGCAGUUAUUCUCGGCAAUGAACCGCCAAUCGAUCAAGAUGACAUGGAUGUAGAAGUUAUUGAAGAAACAAAAGGUAAUGAUCAAAAUUCUGAAAAACAAAAUAAAGAUACACCAAGCACGCCUAGCAAUAUUGAAGAACAACCUAUUGUAUGUAAAUUAUCUAAUACACUUGAUAUAUUAUCUGAUGAUGAGGAGGAAGCUCCUAAAGAAGAGCCUACUAAGGCAGUAGAAUCUAGUGAAAAACAAUGCAUUAAUAUAGAGGAUGAUGAUGAUAUCAUGCUUAUUGAUGAAGACACAAGUAAGACUGAAACACCUCCGACUGUAAAUAGUAGUAUUAAGGAGAACGACCCUGAUAAACCUGAUGUUAAAAUAGAUUCUGAAACUGGUGAAAAACCUCUUGAAGAACAUGACUUAUUCGCAAAAAGCGAAUCACAAGAAUCGAAACCUAUGGAAGAUGUAAAGUCUACAAAUAUCGAAAUCGACAUAAGUGAAAAGCAACAAGAAGAAAAAAAUCUGAAAAUUGAACCGGUCCUACCCCUUAUACCGGAUAACUUUCUAACAUCUGCAAAAAAGAAUAUUGCUGAUAUGACAAGGGAAGACUUGGAAGAAUUCUGUAUAUUAAAAAUAGUAGAGAGUAUUGUAGACAGAAGCAGCUUAAGUGACAUUAAAUUGAAACUGAAAUCUGUUGCUCAAGGUGUCGAAGAGUACAGAAAAAAAAUCACUAUGCUCACUAAGCAAAAUCUAGAUCUGCAAGUGGUUUUAAAAUCUAUUCAGGAGGAACAGAAAAAGGCAAAACCUGACAUGCCUAUUACGCCUCUUAAAAUAACUCGAUCUGUUGGCAUGCAAGUGUUUAUGGAAAAAUCUGGACAGCGAAGAAAAAAUCUUCCACAGCAACAACAAACUCAAAAUCCUAAUGGUACCUCGCCAGUGAUGAACCGACCAACUGGAAAGGCAACUGCACCAGCAAACGCAAAUAGUCUUCGACUUCAGAAACCAGCACUGCCUAAUAAUAUGCAGAACAUUCCAGUACCUAGGCUUGUGCCAGCCAAUAAUCCUGCUAUAAAAUCUCCGAGUUCUAUACCUCUAGUCAAUCAAACAACUCCAGGUAAAGCUGGCAGUCCCUUGCCAAAUGGAGUAAAGAAUCCAUCACCUCAAAAAGUUGGUGAAAAAAGACAACACAAUAGAGUAAUGGCUGUGACAGUAGACUUAACUGAUGAUGAGCCACCAGCAAAAGUGAACAAUCGCACAUCACCAGCACCUCCGGUUAGAGUAGUUCCAUCUCAAAAUCUUAUGGCUGCCCCAAGACAAUCAUUUCCAGUGAGUGCUACUAAUAGUCCAAGGAAGGUUUACAUUCCUAUUAGUGGCCAGCAGAAUCAAAAUAUAAGGCCCGGACAAACUAUUAUGUUGAAGACUGUUCCUUCACCAGUUUUAAGGCCAAAGGGUCCUAGUCCUCAAGUUGCAAGAAUACCAAGUAGUUCGAUUAGAAUGACUAGCAAUGUAAGGCCACAAACAUCUGGAAGACAUCCAGCUCCCCUACCUGAUGUGGUGAAGCAAUAUCAGCCACCAAAUUGGAAAGCAUUACCACCAGCACCAGAAAUCAAAUUGUCUAAAGUGGAGAAUGGAAUAGUCAUAUCUUGGAAAAUUGAGAGCUACCAAGAAGACUGUCAUGAAGAGAUUGCAAGCUACCAAUUGUAUGCAUACCAAGAAACAUCUUGUCCCCCAAGUACCACAUUAUGGAAGAAGAUUGGAGAUGUUAAGGCAUUGCCUUUACCUAUGGCAUGUACUUUGACACAAUUCAUGGCUGGAUUCAAGUACUACUUUGCUGUUAGAGCCGUAGAUAUCAGAUCUCGACUGGGCCCAUUCAGUUUACCUGGGAGCAUACUCCUACUGAAUAAAUUGUAAGACUGAUGUUGUGAAUGGACCAUGCUGAAACCUGCAAUGUCAUACAUUGUUGAGUUUUUACAUGUGAGUGUAUCUAAUAGUGUUGUGUUUGUUUUAGUUAAUUAUUUAUUAAAUAUAAUUUGUGGCAAUAGUUGAAAACUUUAUGAAAAAUGACUUUUCUGUCGUGAAUUAACUUCUCCUUACUAGUGCUAUUGUUACGAUACCAGACAAAUUUUGAGCCGUAAUUCGGUUUAUGUACAUGGUAGUUAUUAUAUGACAAGCUUGAAGCGUGUGGGUUCUGUUCACAUUUUUAUCUGUGAUGUAACAUUUUUGUUAUGAUUUUCUUCUUCCUUCUUACAAUUGAGUAUAAAGUUGAGUUUACAUUUAUGAGCCUAUUAUAAAUGUUCUAAUGAUUGAUUGAUUUUUUAGCAAAUAAAGCUAAUAAGAAUUUAGCAUGCAAGUUGAUUAAAUUGUAAAGGUGUUACUUUGAAAUUUGUCAUAACUAUUUACAGGUAUGUAUAUUCCGAAGUAGGUAUUAAAUUCAAAUUGUAAAUCGUAAUCUAGGUACAUUACUGCCUGUAUAGAAUGUGGAUAUUUCGGAUUCCUACUUGUGAUUACAGAUUUAAAAUUUA
This is a messenger RNA of Spodoptera exigua (beet armyworm), 3560 nucleotides long. NCBI's taxonomy places the organism in Eukaryota, Metazoa, Arthropoda, Insecta, Lepidoptera, Noctuidae. The record is from the annotation of a GenBank genome assembly.